Molecule: messenger RNA, 333 nt
Organism: Macrosiphum euphorbiae (potato aphid)
Lineage: Eukaryota; Metazoa; Arthropoda; Insecta; Hemiptera; Aphididae
Source: the annotation of a GenBank genome assembly
AUGACCAUAAGCGACUCUCCCAUAACAAGCAACCCUCCAGCAGCCAAGAAGAGGAUAAACUGGCAAAAAUUCAAACAAGUACUACUGCGUAAUUAUCCUAAAAAGAUAAUGAACUUGAAAAAUCCUCCAGAAAUUGAUAACGAGGUCCUACUCAUUACCUCAUCAAUCCAAUCAGCAAUGACGGAAUGUUCUUAUACUGCAAACCAAACCCAAGUCUCUGAGCCCCUCCCACCCAGGAUUUUACAAGAGAUCACCAUCAAACGGAACCUUAGGAAAGACUGGCAACGUACAAGGGACCCAGCAGUCAAGACUAUGCUAAAUUCUCAAAUAUAG